AUGCGUUUCAGCUCACUAUUAUUUAUCACUGGGCUGCCGGCCGCUUUGGCGGCCUUUGGUGUCACAGAAGGCUCGGGAUACAUUGAUGUCGACACCGGAAAUCAACUGGUAUAUCGGGUUUCCACGUCCAGUGGGGAUAUAACCUCAAUUAAAUACAACAGCGUGGAAUACCAAUACUCCAAAAAGUAUACCCAGAUUUCCUCUGGGUUGGAGAGCGCGACGGUUACCUACAAAACGUCUGGAGAAUACAUCACUAUUACUAUCACCACUAAUACGCUUACGCAAUACUACGUCGCAGUAAGCGGUCAGAGUGCGCUGUAUAUCGGAACACACAUCACUGCUGAGCCUUCGGUUGGAGAACUAAGAUUUAUUGCCAGGCUAGAUGCCGACAAACUUACAGGAUCCACUGCAUCGGAUGCCAGGGGAGGAACUGCGAUUGAAGGAAGUGAUGUUUUUACCGUCAGCGGUCAAACCAGGUCGAAGUUCUACUCGUCCGUUCGGUUCAUCGAGGAUCAAGUACACGGAGUCACUGGGAGUGGAGUUGGGGUGUAUAUGGUAAUUCCUGGGAAUGGGUACGAGACGAGCAGCGGGGGGCCUUUCCACCGGGAUAUUGAUAACCAGAAUUCCCCGUCUGAUGAUGGUGCCCAAGAGGUAUACUUCUAUAUGAAUUCCAAUCACGAACAAACCGAGUCCUACCGCACAGGAUUCUUUGGCCCUUAUGCGCUAGUGUUUACAUCUGGCAUCGCACCCUCUUCUUCCCUUGACAUCUCGUUCUUCGAGAACCUUGGUCUGGAGGGGUAUGUCGCGUCUUCUGGACGGGGUAAAGUCAGUGGAACCGUCUCGGGCGUAGCAUCGAGCUUUACAGCGGUUGUGGGUUUAAGUAAUUCAGCGGCCCAGUACUGGGGCGUCGCCUCAGGAGGAGCAUUUUCGAUAUCAGGUGUCAAGACAGGUACAUAUACUGCCACAUUAUACAAGAACGAGUUGGAGGUUGCAACGGGUAGCGUGACCGUUUCGGCUGGAAAAACUGCGACCUUGACUCUGACUUCGACUGAGAGUCUUCCAACUUUAAUUUGGCAGAUUGGUGUCCCCGACGGAACCCCGAGUGGCUUUUUGAACGCCAACAAGUUUGAGACCAUGCACCCGAGCGAUUCGAGGAUGAAUUCCUGGGGACCGGUGACUUAUACAAUCGGCUCUUCGAGUGAAUCAUCGUUUCCUAUGGCGCAGUUCGUGGCCGUCAACAACCCAACGACAAUCAAGUGGACAGCCACGUCCACCCAAACAGGCGCUCGCACCCUACGCAUACGCACUACUUCCUCCUACAAUGGUGGCCGGCCAACCAUUCAAGUCAAUAGCUGGACGUCGAAUACUCCUGCCGCGCCCACUAAGAUUGACUCGAGAGGAGUCACAAGGGGAACUUGGAGGGGUUUGAAUCAGAUGUAUGAAUUAUGGGUGUUGAUCAAGUAG
Molecule: messenger RNA, 1464 nt
Organism: Rhizoctonia solani
Lineage: Eukaryota; Fungi; Basidiomycota; Agaricomycetes; Cantharellales; Ceratobasidiaceae
Product: rhamnogalacturonate lyase
Exons: 10
Coding region: 1-1464 (487 amino acids)
Biological process (GO): pectin catabolic process
Molecular function (GO): carbohydrate binding; carbon-oxygen lyase activity, acting on polysaccharides
Source: RefSeq, a predicted model, not a curated record